This is a messenger RNA of Plenodomus lingam JN3, 1740 nucleotides long. RefSeq lists its product as uncharacterized. The record is from RefSeq and is a predicted model, not a curated record. NCBI's taxonomy places the organism in Eukaryota, Fungi, Ascomycota, Dothideomycetes, Pleosporales, Leptosphaeriaceae.
AUGAUGAAACCCACCUUCCCAACUCCGACCAUCUCCGAGGACUACUCCCCAUUCUUCUUCAACGAUUCCAUUAUUGAAAAUCGUCCAAUAGCCCGAAUGCCUAACAAGGGCAGCCGAACCCGCCGGCCAGCAAAGCAGUGUCUGCACAUUGUUCGAUCCGCUCGCAUCCAAAAAUCUCGGUCGAAUGCGAACAAGAACCCAGAGCUCUCACAUGAAAGUAUCGAAGAGGCCGCUUUCAUGGCUUUGCUCACGCCAGACCGUGUCCCAGAAGCUGAAAGGGAUAUAUAUAAACAUCGUAUGAGGCGAGCGGGCUACACGGUGCCACCUAUCCGACUAGGGAGCAAAGAGCACAAGGAAAUGCUUGAGACUAUGGUGGGAGCCUCGGCGGAUGAUACUUUUGUCGCUGAUUUUGAAGAAUCUUGUUCGUCUAGACCGGCCAAGCCUCUAUCUCUAGGUCAGACCUCCAUUUCACCACCUUUUCAUGCCCCUGAGCUUGCCCCAAGACCAGCUGACUGGAGGAUCAAGGCUAGAAAGGUCAUCGAGAAAAAAGGUUGGAGUCUGGAAAAGGAAAUGGGUCGUUCCACCUGGAAGCAAAAGGUCAGCAAUGAACAACGACUGCUGCUCCUUGAAGACGAUGGGUACGAUAUCUCACAUUUGCUUCUGAAGGGAAUAUCUGCGGACGAAAUCAUCACUGUCAUUCUUGAGCGCGUCGAUGCCAGGAGGGAUGAGAGACUGAUAGCCGCAGUUUCCGGUUUUUACCACAUGGAAGGGCAAACCGCGGCGAGGGCUGGGACUGAGCAAACAGCCAUCCACCAUGACAAGACCACGCUUGAAUAUUGCAAAGACGAAGAUGACAUGGCUUGGGAUGAUCAGACGUUGGUUGAGGACAAGAUUAUGGAAGAUUCCUUAGAACCACUGGUCGUCAUGGUCACACCUGUCAUUGGAUACAAGCGCAAGCACACGGACGAAGAAGACGAAUAUGACGAUUGGGAAGGACGUACCCAAUCUGAUAACGAAGAUCCCCUGAAAAGCCACUGCACUGUCUGUUCAUUCGCUAAUAACAAGACGGGCUCCGCAUGGAGCUGUGACUGUGGAUCACCGCGCAAGAAACCGCGUACAAAGGAGCCUAAGGAGGUUACGAACGAAGAGCAACAAAUUGCACUCAAUAUGCAAAGAGUUUACGCGCUUCAGGAUAUCUUCGAAGAGUCCCGUAUGGCACGUGUCUCUGCGAUUGGGGAAGGUGAUUACGCACCGUCUUUCUCGGAGGUCGUCUUCAAACCACCUGUUCUUCCUCAGCACUCAAAUACCCGCACGGCAACAUGCAUAAGCUCUCGGGGACUGGCUUUUAUUCUGGAUGAGAUCAUGUAUCUCUCCAGUGAACAACGUGAUGAUGGCAGACUCAUCAUCCGAGAAACCGAAAACGAGGGGAACCCAAUUGAGGCCAUUUGCCAGGGACCAAAGAACCCAAUAAAAUUCAGAGGACCAACCGUCGCAUUAAAGCGACUCUUUGUUCGUCUGAGGGACUACAAGCUCCUGCAUGUCUCGGUACCCAGUUCUGCGGAACUUUGCUGGAAGAACAAGGGUGAAGUUGGCUCGUUCAGUGAAGAGACUGAAUAUGAAUUGUCUACGAUCAUCGAGAAACUUGGUUCUGGGCAGGAUAAUGCUGGGGUCUGCCUCAUUGUUGGACAAUACAUCCACGGAGGCAUCAAGCUUCACUGGAGUCGAAGCAGUGGUCUGUAG